Molecule: messenger RNA, 903 nt
Organism: Neospora caninum
Lineage: Eukaryota; Apicomplexa; Conoidasida; Eucoccidiorida; Sarcocystidae
Exons: 3
Coding region: 1-903 (300 amino acids)
Source: RefSeq, a predicted model, not a curated record
AUGCAACAGCGGUUCUCUUCGUUCUUCCAGGAAUCGGUCACCUGCACGUCCUCCUCGAACCAGAGCAUCGACCUCCUCAUCUGGGGGGUGCGCAAACUGAUCGAGAGCGACUUCCCGUGUCUGUACAGCCGAAGCAGCUUGGACACCUCACGCAGCGCAGAGGACCAACUCCUCGACAGAAGCAGCUCAGAUUCGGAAAAGUGCUGCGGGUCGCAAGUGUCGCCGCCGGAGACGGAGAGCAACGCGCUCCCGUCGACCUCUGAGCAGACUCCCACGCACGGGCUGAAGAGUCCCGCCGUGCCGGACACAGACUCGCCGGCUGUCUCGGCUUUGCCGUUUCAGGUGUACCCUUUCGGGCGGGCUCUAUCUGCCCCGGUCCUGGGUGACUGCUGGUGCGGCGGCGGGGCGAAUGCAGGCGGCGUCUCCUGCGAGGAGCGACAGAUCGUGGUUGUCUCUGUGGAGGGGAACCGCCAGCGCGACCGCUCCGUCCUGAAGUGGAUUCGCAACAACGUGCUUAAAUCUGGCGACGUUGUCGUCCUCGUCACUGCCUGGGAACGCGCAGAAGACCCGAAAUACCUCAAGGUUCCCGGCAUGAUUCUCAACUCGUACCUCGACGCCUCCAGCUACAAUAUCGCGAUGGUCAGCAAACUCAGUGGACGCCUGAAACACCUCGCCUCUGCGCUCCUCUCCGACUGCCGCGUCUAUCCACUCAUCGUCCCUCUCCCGCGGGUGAACAAAACUUCGGUGGGGAACCUGCUCUGCCAGUGCUCGAGCGACUUGCAAGCAGACGCUCUCGUGGUGGGUUCGCACGGCCACACGUCGCUACGGCAGGUGAUCUGCGGCUCAGUCUCUCGCCACGUCCGGGCGCAUGCAACUUGCAAAGUCGUGCUGCCCCGAGUCUGA